Molecule: messenger RNA, 1189 nt
Organism: Gastrolobium bilobum
Lineage: Eukaryota; Viridiplantae; Streptophyta; Magnoliopsida; Fabales; Fabaceae
Product: stress-related protein-like
Exons: 2
Coding region: 75-692 (205 amino acids)
Source: RefSeq, a predicted model, not a curated record
UUUUACCCCUUCCUAUAAAUAAACCCAGAUUACAUUCACAUUCUAAAAUCACAAAUCAAAAUCAAAAACCACUCAUGGCCUCCCAAACACACCUGGGUGAGGAGAACAAGGAAGAAGAACAACAACAUAAACUCAAGUACCUAGAGUUCGUGCAAGUUGCCACCGCCCAAGUCCUCAUGCGUUGCGCCACCGUCUACGGUUGCGCCAAGGAACGCUCCGGCCCUCUCAAGCCGGGCGUACGCGCCGUCGAGGGAGCCGUCAAGAAUGCAAUCGGCCCCGUCUACGACAAGUUCCACCUCGUUCCCGACGAGCUCCUCCGCUACGCCGACCGCAACCUCCACAACUCAAUCUCCGCCGCGCAUAGGGCUCCGGUCGCCGCCCGAACCACCGCCUCGGAGAUGGCGAGGAGCGUUUACUCAAAGUGCGAGCCGGCGGCGAAGGUGCUGUACGAGAGGUACGAGCCGAAGGCGGAGCAGUGCGUGGCGUCGGCGUGGCGGAUGCUGAACCGGCUGCCGCUGUUUCCUGCGGUGGCGAAUGUUGUUGUGCCGAAAGCGGCGUAUUGUACGGAGAAGUAUAAAGAGACGGUUGUGGCGGCGGCGGAGAAGGGUUAUAGAGUUUCGGCGUACCUGCCUUUGGUGCCUGUGGAGAGGAUAGCUAAGGUGUUUAUUGAAAAAGAAAAGAAACUUGAAUGAGGAACACAAAUGGAACAGUGGCCAAAGACAAAAAAAAAAAUACCAAAAUGUGACUUGAUAUAUUUCAUUACACGGAGUAGCGAAAUAUGCCAAGUCAGAACCAAAAAUGUCACGUGUUAGAGAAUUCUCCCUGUCUAACACGUGACAUUUUUGGUUCUAUCCAUUCUGACGCGACAUAUUUCGCUACACCAUGUAACAAAUUAUUUACACAUAUAUUUCGCUAGACAGAAUAGCAAAAUAUGUCACGUGACAUUUUGACAAAAUUUACUCAGCAUGAUAUUUUGGUGUGUUUUUUUGCCAACGCACUUUGGCCACUGUUCCAACACAAAUGCUCCGCUCAUCGGUGCUAGUUUUGUGUUGCUACGAGGAUUUAGCUUAUGGGAUUGAAAACUUGGGAAUAUUAUGUGGAAAAAUGUGUAUGGUUUUAAAGAAAAUGUCUAUUAUUUUAAAGUAUGUAAAGUUAUAUUAUUUUAACAAAGAAAUAAAGAUAGAUAAAG